AUGGCGGCCAGACCCAAGGUGCCAGUGUCUUUUGAGGACGUGGCUGUGUACUUCACGAAGACGGAAUGGAAGCUCCUGGACCUCAGACAAAGGAUCUUCUACAAGCGGGUGAUGCUGGAGAACUACAGCCAUUUGGUGUCUCUGGGGUUUUCAUUUUCCAAGCCACACCUGGUGUCUCAGCUAGAGCGAGGGGAGGCACCCUGGGUAACAAACACCGACAGAAUGGAGACUGGAGGCAUUUCUGGAGGUGACAGGAGCAUGACAUCGAUUUCAAAGCAGCAACAUUCUAGAAAAGAACUCCCUGGGGCUGGUCUUCAGGGUGGCAGUGAGGGUCAGCUGAGAAGACUGCAGGAGAAAACACUUCAACCUAAGCAGAAACACAUGCGUUCUCUGAGGUCACGUCCCAGGAGAAGUGACCGUCACAGGGAGAAAGGCCAAGGCAGCUCUGAGAAUGAGGGACGCUCAAACCUCACUCAGCAGCGGAGAGCAGCCACAAGAGAGGCCACUGUGCAGAGAAAUAACCGCGGCAGCUCUAGGCCAGCUCCGGUCUCCAGACAAAAGCAUUCAAAAGGCAGAGACAAACGGCAUGUAUGCCAGCAGUGUGGGAAUUCUUUCAGCCGGAACUCCAAUCUCAUCAAGCACCAGAUCAUCCACAGCACUGAGAAGCCCUUUGCCUGCUCUGAGUGUGGAAAACUCUUCCGGCGCAGCGUUGCGCUCCUUGAGCACGAGCGCAUCCAUAGUGGAGAAAAGCCCUAUGCCUGCAGCAAGUGCGGGAAGACCUUCACUAGGAGCUCCAACCUCGUCAAACACCAAAUUGUCCACAGUGACGAGAAGCCCUUUGCCUGCUCUGAGUGUGGGAAACUCUUCCGGCGCAGCUUCACACUCCUGGAGCAUCAGCGCAUCCACAGCGGUGAGCGACCCUAUGAGUGUGAUGAGUGCGGCAAGGCCUUCAGCCGGAGCUCUAACCUCAUUGAGCACCAGCGCACACACCGCGGUGACAAGCCCUACGUAUGCAGCCAGUGCAGCAAGGCCUUCAAGGGCGUGUCCCAGCUCAUCCACCACCAGCACGUGCACAGUGGCGAGCGGCCCUUCGAGUGUCAGGAGUGUGGCAAGGCCUUCCGGGGCCUCUCGGGGCUGAGCCAGCACCGCAGGGCCCACAGUGGAGAGCGGCCCUAUAAGUGCAGUGAAUGUGGGAAGGCCUUUGGCCGGCGCUCUAACCUUUUCAAACAUCAGGCUGUGCACAAGGGCCAAGGACCUCAUAAGUGUCAAGAUUGUGGGAAGGCGUUCCGGCACAGGUUGGCCCUUCUGGAACAUCAUCAGCAAGUCCACCAAGCCGAGCGGCCCUACAAGUGUGAGGAGUGCAGAAAGGCCUUCCACAGGCGCUCCAGCCUCGAGAACCACCAGCGCGUCUACCACAGCCGGGAGCCCGUCAAGGGGAAUUCAAAACGCAGCCACCGCCAGAACACCCACAGUGGGCUGGAGCCUUUCGAGGGUAGCAGUGGCAGCAAAGGUGUCGCUCAAAGCACUGGGGCCUCCCCUGCCCCAAAAAGGCGCACGGUAGAGCCUCAUCCUCAGAAUGAUAAGCAUCAAGAAGACUCCAAAUGCCAAGCUGUGCUAUCCUCCACUAAUGACUCCGCCUCAGACCGGGAGCGCUAG
Messenger RNA from Trichechus manatus latirostris (Florida manatee), 1656 nucleotides. It is a transcript of the gene ZFP92, whose product is annotated as ZFP92 zinc finger protein. The coding region runs from base 1 to 1656 and encodes 551 amino acids. Gene Ontology annotation, biological process: regulation of transcription by RNA polymerase II. The transcript is spliced from 4 exons. NCBI's taxonomy places the organism in Eukaryota, Metazoa, Chordata, Mammalia, Sirenia, Trichechidae. The record is from RefSeq and is a predicted model, not a curated record. Gene Ontology annotation, molecular function: DNA-binding transcription factor activity; RNA polymerase II cis-regulatory region sequence-specific DNA binding.